AUUUUUCAUCAAACACUUGAAAGUGAAGUGCAUACCUCAAAGAACUAUCUUAUUCAUAAUUCUUUGAGAAAUGGCUUCAAGAGUUGCUGCAUCCACUGCCCUUCUCCUCUCCCUCAAUCUUCUCUUCUUCACUUUGGUGAGCUCGACCUAUUGCCCACCGCCACCAUCGAAACUCCCUAAACCGCACCCUACCAACCCAACACCGGUGCCAUCAACAAACCCGGGUAAAUGCCCCAAAGAUACUUUGAAGCUUGGUGUAUGUGUUAAUCUGCUCAAGGAUUUGCUGAGUGUUACAAUUGGUAAACCACCAAAGACCCCUUGUUGCAGCCUUAUCGCCGGUCUUGUUGAUCUUGAAGCUGCGGUUUGCCUUUGCACUACCAUUAAGGCUAGUCUCUUGGGCAUCAACUUAAACCUUCCGGUUAACUUGAGCUUGUUGCUUAACUACUGUGGCAAGAACGUUCCUACAGGAUUCGAGUGCCCAUAAAUAAUUCAGUCCAUUUUGCAUCAUGGCAUAAAAAUUGUUUUAGCUAUUCUUUCCUAAAGUUUGCUUUGUUUUCUUUGUACUAUCGUUUUGGAUCCAUGUUUAUGGUCUAUGCCAUAGACAUUAGACCAAUUGAUUAUCCUAAAUAAAUUAUUACUUGCAUUA
This is a messenger RNA of Mercurialis annua (annual mercury), 646 nucleotides long. RefSeq names its product 14 kDa proline-rich protein DC2.15-like. The transcript has a single exon. The coding region runs from base 71 to 484 and encodes 137 amino acids. Lineage: Eukaryota; Viridiplantae; Streptophyta; Magnoliopsida; Malpighiales; Euphorbiaceae. The record is from RefSeq and is a predicted model, not a curated record.